Molecule: messenger RNA, 3408 nt
Organism: Amoebophrya sp. A120
Lineage: Eukaryota; Dinophyceae; Syndiniales; Amoebophryaceae
Source: the annotation of a GenBank genome assembly
AUGGAAUAGCAUGGAUGUGUAGAAACAAAACGACACCGCAACGAACCAAUAACAUAAGUUUUUCUCUAUCCUCGCGUUGGUUCGAUCUUCGAUUUCGGAACAACUGUGUAACUUUCUAAUAGGGUGUAGAAAGAAAAGCUCUUUUUUUUCGGUGCCCAGGCAGGUCUGAGAAAAUGGGUGCUGAAGAGACUGCCGCUUUGGCGGAUACCGUUGAGACGGGUCCAUCGACCGAUGACUUCGUCGCACUCAACUACUUGGCGCCGGGCGUAUCAAGCAAGGUAUACAAGUACAAAAGUCUGUGGUCCUUAGUCCUGGCUGUACCAUUUUUUUUUUCGCAAGCAGCGCGUCUGCAUGAAGAUGAAGUAAGUAACUCCGGUUGCAUGCAUGACGAUGACACGCAAGACCAAGAACGACACCAAGAAAGGUACUUAUCGUGAGGCAUUGAUUUGACAAAGCCUGUCAUUGUUUCUGUUUCACAUCCGGACAAAGCAACGAUUUGUUUCUCUCACACCAGAUUGCCCGCAAGCGCGCAGAGGAAAUGGAGAGAAGAAAGCGGAUACUCAACGCCAAAGUGCGCACGAUCGGCGUCGACAAGGAGACGCUCGACGCACAGGUCGCAAUGAAGAAGGAGUCCGACGCGUUUGAGAAGGAACUCACAAGAGCGUACUUGAUGCAUAGAUGCAUUUAUUCAUGUUUGCAAAUAAUUUCUUUGAAUUUUUCACUCAACGGUGAUGCUGGAUGUGAUUUGAGAUUGUCGAGAUGGUAAACCGCAAUUGAGUCCUGAUUUCUUAGAUUUUCUUCAUGCGAUUUUUUCUGACAUUGUGCAGAGGCAGACCAGUCUGUCACUUUUAGAUUCGAUCAUGACCAUGAUGAAGUUUCGACAUGAAAUGCAACAAGACGUUCAAACAAAAACAGGGAGGAAGAGGCCGUCUUAGCAGUGGAUAAUCAGUUGAAGAUGUUGGAGGUAGAGAGAAAAAGAUUGCACACCGAGGCUACCAGGGACGUCGUUGCAUGGAACGCAAAAAUGAAUACCAAAGAAGGCCGACGAGAAUACGCCCUGUCGGACCCAAAUCAACUGAAAAAGGAGAAGGCACUACCGGAUGAAAUGCUCGGAGUACUUUCAUUUUCCGCGUUGCCUGGUUUGAUAAUGAUACCUAUAGAGCUUUUGCAUUUUUCUUUUUGUAUGGAUCAUCCAUCACAAUACUUAGUUACUGUGUGUCAUUGACUCAGGUCUCAUCUUUGUGCAAAUUCGCGGGUGAGGACCCAGGAAAGGCGGUCCGUGUGAAGGCACAGCAUGCACAGCAACGCAAUUGGCUCGAGCAGCAGGUUUACGAGAAAAAAAUGCUUAGCGAACUCGAAAAAUCCAGCGAUGCCGACUUCGCAGCAUCACAGAAGGACUUGUUGUCGCUGAGGACGCGUAAUAUUUUGCACCUUGGAUAAUUCUUUUAGCUUUAGACAAUGUUUCUAUGUAUGUGAAUGAGUUGGUCAGUUUAUACAUUUGGGUUUUGAUGAAUGACUUCACCUUUGAAAAACAAAAAGCCCAGCGCAUGCACGAGAGAGAAAGAAAAAAUGAAAAUCCGCAACAGAAAUCGAGAAAGAGGAAAUCCAGUUACGAAAGGACGUCACCGCUUCGGCCCUUGAAUACAACGCAAACAAGAGGAAAGAAACAGAAGAAGAAAGAGAAAAGUACGUUAUACUCUUUUGUUCCUCUAUGAAAAUACUCCUCUUGAAAUAAUUUUGCCAAUUCAAUCAACAUCAAAUAAAAAUCAAAGUCCCACUUUGGUGAUAACCAAAAAAAUCAUUUCAAGGAACCGGUUCCAGCGCACUUUGGAGGAGAAAAUCGCGGACUACCGAGAAAACACUUUCAUCGCAACGGACCCCUUCACAAACGAAACCACGCCGCAGAUCUGCCCCAACGGGCGCAUCCGGCGAGACCACUUCCGGGGCCUCGGAAAGGAGUAUUACUACCACACUGCGGACGUGCAGCGGCACCAGGCAGAAUACGGCGCCGAGCUCGCAAAAGCGCUCGUACAACAAUUUGGCGCUGCUGUUGCACAAGCACUUCGACUUCUAUACGAUGAUUUCGUUCGUUUUGUUAAUUAUGAGAGUGCAUAAAAUGAAUUAUUGCAGUGAGUUAGAGCUAGAGGUUGAACUAGUAAAGCACUACCAUUACCCAUUAGAGGCUCGAACGCACUCGACCCUACUUCUUCUCUGACAACAGAAAGCGGAAGAUCUGGCCCACGAUGCUGUGGCGGAGGAAACGAGAAGAACGUUGGUCGGGUUGGAAAAGGAGAGGCUGAAAACCCACAAAGAAACUGUCUACGACGAACUCCACACGAACGUCAUCGACCCAGACAAAGCGAAGAAGAACAAGGUAUGGAUUGGUUUCAUAGUAGAACUAAGCCUCGAAUAAAACCGCAACUCGAAAAAAUAUCAAAGUGCCCCUGUGAAAGGUGUGACGAAAAUAAUGUAUGAGUAGAUGAAUCAAGUGAAACUAGAACUACUUCUUCGUUGACGUUGAGUAGAUGGAACGUUCGGGCAUGAUAAGGGAGGCCGUGAGGCGUGCCUGCGCUGUACUGACGUCCCGUACCGUGCGCGUUUUUCGCUGCCCUGUGUGGUCUCUCUGUCUUUUGACGUGAAGAUCUUCUCGAAAGACAUUUCUUUUCCCGUGGACAUUUCGCUCGCCUUGUCGCCGCCAUCAGGUUUUCUGUUUGCAUGGACGAACGCGACAUCGACAUUCUCAAACUUCUCAACCGACACUCUGUGCGGUGUCCGCAUAACAGGUCGAAAAAGCCGACCUGGACCGAUUCCUGUCGGGAUUCGGCUCCUCCUCGCGAUAGACUCAACAUGAGAUUGUUGAAAAGUUCUUGUUUGACUAAAAAGAAGAAUGAAUCGGAUUCGAACAUCGGAAAGAAGAUGCAGAAAAUCUACAUCUUCUCAUCAACACAAUCACCUACUUGCCCAUAACCAAUCGGCUUUGUGGAGCAAACUUCUACACGAGGGCAGGACGCAGAAACAUCCAUGUAUGAAAGCCAGCUAAAAUACAUUUGAUUGAAUGAAACCUCGCAAAAAAAAAUUGGGGUCGUCAGGCGUGAAGUUGUGAUAAACAAGGAGUGUGGGGCGGUUUGUUUUUCCGCGUUUUUUGGCAUCAUGCUACCAACGGUGCAUGCUGCAAUCGGUUUUUUUUUUCUAAGUUGGAGCGGCGAUGCGGGAGCGAUGAUGACGGGCUGUCUGUCGUUGCCGGAUUUAUCUGCGGACGUCGAACAAUCACAUAUACUGUGUACUAUUCAUGCCAGAGUCUUCAAUAAAAAUAUGAAAAACAAAAUAUAUCUCGCAAUGUAACAACAGGUGUCGUGUGGUGAAAUCUUACCAGAAUUCUUCAAGGGUUUUGGUGCUACCACCCGCUAA